UCCCAUUACGACCAGUGAUUCCCAACAUCACCGCACCGACGUAUCAACUAGCCAAAUACAUCGCAGGAAUCCUCCAGAGAUCGUUCCACAGCCCAUACAACAUCACCAACUCGUUCGAGUUCAGCGAACUGGUAAACAAAAUGCAAAUACCCGAAGGGUAUAUAAUGAUCUCCUUGGACGUCGUAUCCCUGUUCACGAACGUGCCUCGAGACCUAGUGAGGAAAAACAUCAUCGAGAGAUGGCGAGAAGUUGAUACAAAUAUCAACUUGGACAUGUUCCUAGAGAUUGUCGAGCUCUGUAUGGAAUCCAGCUACUUCUGUUACGAGGGACAGUUCUUCAUGCAAACUUACGGGACAGCGAUGGGGAGCCCCUUGUCUCCUAUCCUUGCUGACAUUGUACUAGAUUCAGUGAUUAACAGAGCUUUGAGUACUCUACCAUUCGAGUCUCCAAUCUUUAAAAAAUAUGUGGACGAUAUUUUCAUGGUGAUACCACAGCAAACUAUCCAACUAGUACUCGAAGCAUUCAAUAGGAUAGAACCGAGGCUUCAAUUCACCGUCGAAGUUGAAAAAGAAGGGAAGCUACCGUUUUUGGACAUGACGGUCAUCCGCAAAGACAGCCAAGAACUCACAACAGAGUGGUACGCGAAGCCCAUCGCGUCUGGUAGAAUGCUUAACUACCACUCAUUCCAUCAACCCCGAUAUAAAAUGAAUGUAGCUAACAACUUCAUUCAUAGUGUCCACAAACUAACUCACAACAAAUCAGAAGAAGAAAUAGCAGCAACCAUCAGAGAUCAUUUACGAAGGAACAACUACCCAAAACAAUUAGUCAACCGUCUUCUGAAUCUAUACAAAGCCAAACGAUUCAGUACACCCAGCAGCACACCAGCCGAUCAACCGUCGUCUCUUCGACUGCCCACAGCAUCACCACCCCGUCUACCGCCACCAGCACCACCACCCACCGCUACAUCAUCCGCCGCCCCACCGCCUCCAACCAUACCCAGUUGCCAACCAUCGUGUCAGCUUCCCAUGACCCCCCAGGACAACACUUCAAGCCGACCAUUCUGCCAGCAAACCAGCCCACCUCCCACAAACGAUUAUCAAUCAUCACACAACACUCAGCAGGAAGCCAUAGAACACGGAGAAAGAUCAAUGAACCAGCAAAUCAACAUCACAAAUCAACAAUCCAGGUAUGUCCAGUCCAGUAUCUCCACGACUCAAUCCGGGUCUGCCAAUCCAAGCACUAUCAACGUCCAGCCAACAGCUCCUCCAGAUCAAAAAAUGUACCGCUCUAUCCCAUACAUUCCGUCAUUAUCAGAACGAAUCUCCAAAAUUCUCAAAAAAGACUACCCUAACGUAGUGAUAGCCACCAGACAGAUCCGCACCAUCAAAACAAUCCACACCAAAGUUAAGUUUCCUACAAGUAAAGAAGAUAAAAGUAAUAUAAUUUAUAAAAUUCCGUGUAACAACUGCGAAAGUUGUUACAUAGGAAUGACCAAAAACAGCCUACGAAAACGACUAGCAGGGCACAAAUCAAACAUAAACAAAUUAGAGAAGAUGCUAAACGAAAACCACACUAACACAGCCUUAACAGCCCUAGCAGAAACAACAACAGCGUUGAUCAAGCAUUGUAUACAGAGCCAACACAAAUUCGACUUAGAUCGAACAGAAAUCAUAGAUCACAGCAAUAAAACUACCACACUCCCCUUCCUAGAAAUGUGCCACAUCACAAAUACUAACCACACAGUAAACAAACGUACAGAUGUAGAGGGACUUAACACUACAUAUGCUGCUCUCUUGCACAGUAUUAAGAACCAUUACGAACACAACAAGCAUGACCGAAUUAGACCAGAAUGAUGAAACUUUUCAACCAAGAGAAAGAUUUCAAAACCGCUGCAACUAACAACAGUGAGGUCCAACCAACAGAAGACUUAAAGCGCGCAAAAAUAGUGUAGAAACCAAUUUUAAAUUUUAGUUUUCACCGCAGUUAGUGUAAGUUUAAAAUAAUUUCGAACAAAAAUCCAUAACGGAAACACUAAAGAUUUAUAAAUUACAGCAUGUACCAACAUUAUAAAACCCCGACAGUUACAGUUUGCCAUAACCCCAAACCAAAAACGAAUACUUUAUUUUUCCCCUGAAGAAGGCGCCAUACCUGCGCCGAAACGUCGGGUUAAAUAAUAAAACUCGUUUUACAAAUUAAAAAGACUGCGUUGCCGAUAAUCAAAACAGCUAUAAUAGUACAGUCGAACUCUCAU
Aedes albopictus (Asian tiger mosquito) is the source of this 2251-nucleotide messenger RNA. RefSeq lists its product as uncharacterized. Bases 141 to 1853 code for a protein of 570 amino acids. NCBI's taxonomy places the organism in Eukaryota, Metazoa, Arthropoda, Insecta, Diptera, Culicidae. The transcript is spliced from 2 exons. The record is from RefSeq and is a predicted model, not a curated record.